Messenger RNA from Peronospora farinosa, 303 nucleotides. Lineage: Eukaryota; Oomycota; Peronosporomycetes; Peronosporales; Peronosporaceae. The record is from the annotation of a GenBank genome assembly.
AUGAAAGAGUUACCACUUGCAAUUAAAGUGACCGUCAACCCAGAAUGUAAUGUGUCAAGUGGUCUUGUGACAUCAAUCUCCACACUGGUCGUUCUGGCAUUUUGUACUGUCAUCUGCAAUUCCACGAUCUACCCGAGAGGUGAAGAAAUUUACAACAGUUCGUCGCCGCUAUUGACUGGCUACAAGAGCGUCUUCGGUGACAACCGUACGACGUCAGCCUUUUUGCGUGGAUGCUCGCGCUGGGUCCAAUUGCGAGCUUCAGCUCGUUUGUGUUUUGCAUGGGCCAGCUCCUGUACGCCAUAG